UAGGUAGCAUUAUCUCUAGCGUACGAAACGUUGUACGUCAAGUCACGUGUUCACGAUAAAGAUAAAGUUAUCGACGCUCUAAAAUCUAAACAAAUAUGGAGUGAAAUGUGGAAAAAUAUUUUCUAGAAGACACGUAUUUCUAUUCAGUAGCAUAAUAAAAAAGUGGUGUGAGGUUAGUUCAUCAUUUAUUAUCAAAGUUAGACCAUAAAUGCCGUAACCACGAUGGACUUCAUUAUCGGUGGACUGGCGGGCGCCGGUGCGACGAUCUUCACGAACCCUAUGGAUGUGGUGAAAACCCGUCUGCAACUGCAGGGGGAGCUUCGGGCGAGGAGCGAGCACACCACCCGUUACAGGGGUAUAUUCCACGGGCUGUAUGUCAUAUCCAAAAACGAUGGGGCACUGGCGCUGCAGAAAGGCCUGGCCCCAGCAAUGGUUCUGGGGUUUUGCAUGAACUCUGUAAGAUUAGGCAUGUAUCACAUAGCGGAGGUGCAAGGGUGGACCAAAACAAAGGAAGGCGACAUCAGUAUUCAUAAGACGAUAUUCUGGUCGAGCGCCAGCGGCGUGGUGAGUGGCCUAGCCGCUAACCCCGCGUCAGUCGUGAAGACGAGGAUGCAAGCCGCUGCUCAUCCAAGCAUCGCUGUAGGGAGGCAGCAUGUCUAUAACGGUAUGAUUGACGGCAUUGCACAGAUUUACAAAGUCGAAGGCAUACGUGGAUUCUUCGCGGGAGUAAAUGCUACGUGCACGAGACUCGCCAUCGGAUCGGCAGCCCAGCUCACAACGUUCUCUACCGCAAAAGAGUUGUUGCUGUCUUACGGCAUAUGCGAGCGGUCACCACUUGGCCUCGCUUUCUCAGCGAGCUGCUUGAGUGGUGCCAUGGUGGCACUUGCCAUAUGCCCUUUAGACGUCGUCGCUGUACGACUUUACAACCAGGGUCCUGCAUCAAACGGUGAACUGCUUUACAAAGGAGUUUUCGACUGCCUGAGAAAGACGUACAGAACUGAGGGACUCCACGGCCUCUACAAGGGAAUAGGCCCGCUGUACCUUAGGAUAGCUCCGCACACCACCCUAUCCUUAGUUAUAUGGGAUAUGCUAAAUAUUUUGUUCAGUAAUAAAAACAGCUGAUAGUAA
Messenger RNA from Pararge aegeria (speckled wood butterfly), 1128 nucleotides. RefSeq names its product solute carrier family 25 member 35-like. The transcript is spliced from 6 exons. Lineage: Eukaryota; Metazoa; Arthropoda; Insecta; Lepidoptera; Nymphalidae. The record is from RefSeq and is a predicted model, not a curated record. The coding region runs from base 223 to 1122 and encodes 299 amino acids.